AACAGCGCAACAGCAGCAUCCGGAAGUAACGCGCCCAUUUGAGAAAAAUAAGCGUAGAUCUGCACAGAUCAGACAGGUUAAAGUAGAUAUUUUUUGUAGUAAAUCUCUUUAGAAGAUGCAGUCGGACACUUUGCUGCACGUCGCCAACUUUAGCACUCUGUUUAUGUGCAUGGUGUUGAAGUUUCCUCAGAUCUUCGUGCUGAUGAGAGCCAAGAGUGCGAGCGGAGUGAGCCUGCACAGCCUUCUUCUGGAGCUCAUCGGGUUCAUUGUUUUUGUAACCUACCAGAUGUACUACGACUACCCACCUCCCACAUACCUGGAGUACCCCAUUCUCAUCGCUCAAGAUGUCAUUCUCCUGCUCCUGAUUCUUCACUACAAUGGCAGCCUGCGGCAGAGCCUCAUCUACGCCUUCCUCUUCGUUGGAGGCUGGAGGCUCCUCACUGUGGAGAAGUGGAUCAUAGAUCUGGCUAUGAGCUUCUGCACGUUCAUUAGUGCUGCCAGCAAGUUUGCCCAGCUGCAGUGCCUGUGGAGGUCCAAGGAUGCUGCUCAGGUGAGCGCCAUCACCUGGGCCAUGGCCACCUACACGUGCUUUGCGCGCAUAUACACCACCAUGGUGACAACCGGAGACACGCAGGUGCUGGUACGGUUUGCAGUCAUGACCCUGCUGAACCUGUGGGUAAUGCUCACCGUCAUCUACUACCAAAGAGCCAGCAGAUCUAAGAAGAGGGAUUAAAUCUGCAGCGGCGACAGAUUCCACCUGGAAGAUGAUGCUUCCGAUUACGGGAUCGCUUUAGGAGCCGUUUACAACCAAACUGUUGUUAAAUUGAUGCUUUUCCAUGUAAACCCCACACCUCCUAAUGUUACAUUCCACACCCCCAUGAAGUCUUUAAUACUGUGAGUGUAAAUGUGUUUCAAAGAAUCUAUGAGUGACCAACUCAGGAAGAAAUACUGUAUUUUUAAUAACAUUUAUACUGUCAAGAUUUUUUUACCAAAUAAAUGAAAAAUUUAACCUUUUUACAAGAAGUGCGAGUCCAAAUAAUCCAAAACCCGGAACACAUCCAUGUCUUUAUUGUUGAAGUGGUUACUAUCAAUAUAGAGCUGUUUGGUAGCAAACAUGCAUUUUGGAUGUCAAGCCCUUAAAUACACAGUGGACAAGGCCGCAUAAAUAACAAAAUGUGCAUGGUAUGACGUAUAAAAUAUAUACUGUGGACAUUUAUAUGUAUAAAACAUGCGUCUUGGUUAAAGGAGAGCUCCCUCUCCACCUUCUAUACGAGUCACAUACACACCGCGUGGCCAAACUCAGCGUUUGGUUACCUUUAAUACAAAAAUAUCAGGACAAACAAUAAAAAUAAAGAACUUUUUUGGACGAGUGCUGCUCAGUUUUUUUUUUUUUCCUGCAGAUGUGUUUGGAUAGUGACGCAUUUUCUUAAAUCGGCUUCAUUUUUUAAUUUUUAGCCCCCCAAAAAAGUCUAAAUGUGUGAUUAAUCAGAGCAGUUGGU
Messenger RNA from Oryzias melastigma (Indian medaka), 1499 nucleotides. RefSeq names its product solute carrier family 66 member 3 (gene slc66a3). Lineage: Eukaryota; Metazoa; Chordata; Actinopteri; Beloniformes; Adrianichthyidae. The record is from RefSeq and is a predicted model, not a curated record. The transcript has 7 exons. The coding region runs from base 116 to 733 and encodes 205 amino acids.